Molecule: messenger RNA, 1041 nt
Organism: Hippoglossus stenolepis (Pacific halibut)
Lineage: Eukaryota; Metazoa; Chordata; Actinopteri; Pleuronectiformes; Pleuronectidae
Product: histone-lysine N-methyltransferase 2D-like
Exons: 3
Coding region: 70-936 (288 amino acids)
Source: RefSeq, a predicted model, not a curated record
CUUCCUGUUUCACAUUUAACCGGCGCUCUGAGCUGAGAGGAGAAGAUCACAUUUCAGCUGGGAAGGAGAAUGGCUGCCUGGAGUUCUGCAAGUCUGCUGCUCCUCAUUUCACUCUUCAGCUGCAAUGUCUAUUGUUUUCCUGCUAAAAAAGGCUGGCGCCAGUAUAAUCCUUAUGGAGGCAGUUUCUCAACUGUGGAGACGCGUCCUGGAAGCUAUCGUAGCUUAUCCCAAGGUCCUCCUGCUCAGUCUGCCAAUAUGAAUGAUCCUGCUGUCUCUUACUACUAUGACCCUAUGAAGGGGGGAGAAUAUUCCAGUUACUAUCCAGCGAGCACUCGACCUGCUACAGACCCCCCCAGUCAGGCUCCUUUUUUGGACGCUGAGGAGUCUACAACUGACCUCAGCGUGUCCAGAACAUCUCCGCCCAUCAUGGACAUCAAUGUUCUUCCUCCUCCUCCGUUUCAGGCAGGUGAGCUCAAGCACUAUGAAGAGAAUUUUGAGGAUGGAAACUAUGAGGGGGAAGAGGAUUUUAAUGUGCCUCCUCCACCACUUCCUGAGUCUGAAUACCAGGCUGGUGAGUUGAGUCACUUUGAGUCCACCUACGAGCAUGGAAAUGAAGAGCGGGAAGCGGAGGAACAAGGUCUUGGGCCACCGCCCCUCUAUGAGCUGUCAUCCACGUCUGCUGCUUCCACAUCUGAGGAGAACUUGCAGCCAGCUCCACCAGAAGAGGAACCACUUCGACCAAGCCAGCUUUACCUAUUCUUGACUGGUCGGCUUCCUCCUGGCGCGCUCUCCCACUUCCAGUCAGAAUAUGAGCAUGGAGGAGACCACUGGAAUGAUGUCCUCUAUGAGAGAUACCAGUUUCCCAUCGCUCAAAGUCCAACCUCAGGCCCUGAGACAAAAGAAGAUCCCAGGGAAGAAGUCUGGCCGGAAUACUAAAGAGGACUUUAGAACGAACAAGACCAGGGGGAAAGACCACUCUACUGGUUCCUGCAGUUUAUCCAAAUAUGUUCUGUUUAUCUUUCUAAUAAAAUGGAAAAAUUA